Messenger RNA from Cucurbita maxima (winter squash), 1968 nucleotides. Its product is annotated as pollen receptor-like kinase 4. The record is from RefSeq and is a predicted model, not a curated record. Bases 1 to 1968 code for a protein of 655 amino acids. Gene Ontology annotation, molecular function: protein binding; protein kinase activity; ATP binding. The transcript has 2 exons. NCBI's taxonomy places the organism in Eukaryota, Viridiplantae, Streptophyta, Magnoliopsida, Cucurbitales, Cucurbitaceae. Gene Ontology annotation, biological process: protein phosphorylation.
AUGCCAACGGGCGUGCGCGUGGCGGGGCUUAUGCGCGCACCGGCCCCAACCAUCAGCGCCGCUUCUUCCCUCUUCCUCUUCCUCUACCUCUCGUCCUCGUCAUUAGUGCUCGUCUUGUCUGCCCCAUCCGACACCGAAACUCUGCUUGAAUUCAAGCGCUCUUUGACCUCAGCCAGGGCUCUUAGAGAUUGGAACCCCAAGGUCCCUCCUUGCGACAACAACAGGCCCAAUUGGGCGGGCGUGCUGUGUUUGAAUGGCCAUGUUAGAGGGCUGCGGCUUGAGAAUAUGGGGCUUAAGGGGGAGGUUAAUGUGGAUCCCUUGGUUUCUCUGUCUCGUAUGCGCACCCUGAGCUUCAUGAACAAUACCUUGGUUGGGCCUUGGCCUUCUGUUAUUAGCAAACUACACAAUCUACGCUCCGUUUAUCUUUCCUAUAACCAUUUUUCGGGAGCAAUCCCGGACGAUGCCUUCACGGGUAUGAAAUUUUUGAAGAAAGUGUUUUUGACCAAUAAUGAAUUCAACGGCCAAAUUCCCUCAUCUCUCGCUUCCCUGUCUAGGCUUAUGGAAUUGAGACUUGAUGGAAACAAAUUCAGAGGCCAAGUCCCCCGUCUUGAAAUGCCUACUUUGAAGAAACUUAAUGUUUCCAACAAUGAAUUGGAAGGCCCCAUUCCUCGUAGCUUAAGCCAUAUGGAUCCUUCCUCCUUUGCAGGUAACCGUGAUCUGUGUGGGGAUCCUUUUCCAGAAUGCGAGAGAGCCCUAAUUUCAUCCGCAGGGCUACUCAAAAUCGCAGUGAUAGUCAUAAUUUUGGGGGUAACAUUAGCAGUAAUAGCUGCAAUUUUCAUCAUAAUGAAUUUAAGGAGGCAGCCCGCCUUGCAAUUAGGGAAGGGGAAUGCCGGAGUUACAGAAGAGGAUCAGAACAAAUACAUGAGUUCUAAGCCAACCACGGCGGUAGUUGGCGACGGAUACAGAUCGACGGAGUCGUCCGUAGCGCAGGCUAAAAGAGGCGCAGAACAUGGGAAGCUAUUAUUUGUGAGAGACGACAGGGAGAAAUUCGACUUACAAGACCUCCUCAGAGCAUCCGCCGAAAUCCUGGGCAGUGGCUCAUUCGGCUCUUCCUACAAAGCAACAAUACUCUGUAAUGCCGUGGUUGUUAAGCGAUACAAGCAUAUGAACAACGUAGGGAGAGAAGAGUUUCAUGAACACAUGAGACGCCUCGGCCGGUUGACACAUCCAAAUCUACUUCCCUUGGUUGCUUAUUACUACAGAAAAGAAGAGAAGCUGUUGAUUUCGGAUUUUGUAGAUGAAGGGAGUUUGGCGAGCCAUCUGCACGGCAACCACAACCUGGAGGAGCCAGGGAUUGACUGGGCUACAAGAUUGAAGAUAAUCAGAGGCAUAGCAAGAGGAAUGUCGUACCUCUACACAUCGCUGCCAAGCAUAGCAGCACCACACGGACAUCUGAAAUCAUCAAAUGUGCUGCUAGACGAAUCGUUAGAACCUCUGCUUACGGAUUACGGGCUAAUCCCCGUGGCUAAUGUAGAGCAUGGACAGACAUUAAUGAUGGCUUACAAAUCACCCGAAUACGCUCAUCUUGGCCGUAUAAGCAAGAAAACUGACGUAUGGAGCUUCGGAAUUCUGAUACUGGAAAUGCUAACAGGUAGGUUCCCAGAGAACUACUUGACACGAAAUCACGACACGAAAUCAGACCUAGCCACUUGGGUAAACAACAUGAUCAAGGAAAAGAAAACGUCACUAGUGUUCGAUGCAGAGCUAGGGCGAGCUAGGGAGAGCAACAAAGGCGAGCUGCUGAAGAUGUUGAAGAUUGCGUUGAGUUGCUGCGAGGAAGACGUGGAGAGGAGGCUAGAUUUGAAUCAGGUAGUGGCCCAAAUUGAAGAUCUGAACGACGCUGAUUUGAGCGAUAACGAUGGAGAUAACUUCGCUUCCACAUCUCGCAACUCUCAAAUGCCUGUUUGA